AUGAACGAUUUAAGAAGAAUAGAAAAAGAGAUCCAAGAGAAAUAACGUUUAGUACAGUUCCUAGAUGAAAUAAGGCUCCAACAUUUUAUAAGAAUCCGUAUCGUCCAACAGCAAGAUUGUUAAAAUAAGUGAGAAGACAAGCGAAUUUUAUAAAGACGACAAGUCAUUAGAAAUAUGAAGAAAUGUUAGAGAAAGUAAUGUAGAAAAGUCCACGACAAUAUAAAAUGAGAGAAUCACCAAAUCAUGAAGAAAUAUUGAAUAAGAUUAUCUUUGAGUUAAAAAAAGAGAUUUAAUAAAAAUAAACAAAUUUGUAUAAUAAAUAAUAAUUAGAUCUCCAACAUUUGGUAUAAGAAGAAAGGAAUAGUUUGAUUAACAUGAUAAGAUAUUAACUCUUAAGACUCUGAUCUCACAUAUUCAUAAUGAUCAAGCAGUAAAGAACCGUUAACGUCAAUAAAAAUUUCCAUGCAUCUAAUAGGAUAAUAAUUCAUGUGAUUCCGAUAGAGUAAUGUCAAUAAUUUCAGCAUGUUCUAAAUAAAAUAGUUAGUUAGAAAAAAUGCAUAAAUUUGUGCAUUAAAAAUAGAGAAACUAAAGAAAAAGAUUUGCUUCAUUAAAUGAUCAAAUAGGAUUACUAUAUUUAUUAGAGUGA
Paramecium sonneborni is the source of this 646-nucleotide messenger RNA. NCBI's taxonomy places the organism in Eukaryota, Ciliophora, Oligohymenophorea, Peniculida, Parameciidae. The record is from the annotation of a GenBank genome assembly.